CUCCCUUCCUAGUGCUCGAUAACCUUGUGGCCUUUCCAUUGGCUCCCUGCCUCAUGUGAAGGUGAUGGUGACACUCAUGGCAAAGAAAAAAAAAACUAUAUGCAGCUUCACACCAAAUCUUACUGCUGCCUGCAAUCUUGCUGCCUAUAUAUACCGCUUCCAGUUCAGCACGGCAGAAACUUACUCUUACAUUCUUGCAUAUUUCAGAGUUACAGAAGUGCCUGCCUUUGUAGAGUGUAGACAAGAGAAACGGAUCGAAUUCGAUCAACUGGGAAGGAAGAGUUGGCGUCAGAGAGAGGUAUCACGAGUGGAGGUGAUCGAAGCAGGCAUGCAAGAAGGGUACGUGUUCUCGAGGAGGGCGUUGCUGCUGCGCAUCUACGGGGAGAAUGCCGCCGCGAGCCAGGUGGUGGCCGGGCACGGGCAGGAAGCAGCUCCUCCGGCGGCCGACGGCGCCGGCAACAGCUUCGACGCGAACGUGGUCAUGAUCCUGGCCGUGCUCCUGUUCGCGCUCAUCUGCGCGCUGGGGCUCAACUCCAUUGUGCGGUGCGCGCUCCGGUGCUCGACCCGGAUGCCGGCGCCCGGCGGCUCGCGGCGGCGGCAGCAGGCGGCCGCGGGGGAGCCGGGGCUGCCGGUGGCGCGGCUGGCGCAGGCGGGCGCGCGGCGGAAGGCGCUGCGCGCGAUGCCGACGCUGGUGUACUCGGCGGGGCUGCUGCCGCUGCAGGCGGCCGGCGGCGGCGGCGGGCCCGUGUGCGCCAUCUGCCUGGGCGAGCUGGAGCCCGGGGAGCGCGUCCGCGUGCUGCCCAAGUGCAACCACGGCUUCCACGUCCGCUGCGUCGACCGGUGGCUGCUGGCGCGGUCCACAUGCCCGACGUGCCGGCAGCCGCUGUUCGCCGCGCUGCCCAAGGGCUCUGGCCCCGCCGACGCCGGCGCCGGCGCCGAGCCGCCGGUGCGGGCGUUCCUCAUGCCGCUCCGCCCGGAAGGUUUCGUCACGCCGUACGAUUUUUAGGAUACGAAUGGUCGCGUAGUCUUUGUGGUUUGUAGAGUAGAGUAUAUAUGCAAGCAAUACAUGGAUACACUGACCAGUUCAUUCUACGUUGCGCGGUGUUUAAUCCCUUUGUAUAAACAAGAUGCAAGAUGCCCUGUCCAA
Messenger RNA from Panicum virgatum (switchgrass), 1147 nucleotides. RefSeq names its product RING-H2 finger protein ATL78-like. The record is from RefSeq and is a predicted model, not a curated record. Gene Ontology annotation, molecular function: transferase activity. The coding region runs from base 65 to 1006 and encodes 313 amino acids. Gene Ontology annotation, biological process: protein ubiquitination. The transcript has a single exon. NCBI's taxonomy places the organism in Eukaryota, Viridiplantae, Streptophyta, Magnoliopsida, Poales, Poaceae.